AUCAAAACUUGCCCACCGACCAUGUCGCCAUCCUUCAGCGAGAUCCUGGAAAUCCAAGUAUAGGAGCUGUAAAUUUCCCCCUCGGCUAGGAUUUGAGAGUUUCCCAUUCGGUCUGCCUUAGACUCGCCCAUGUUUAUAGUGCAAUGGCGUUCUUUUGGGGUUAUUUCGCCCCGCACUAUAGAGAGGUUUCGACGGUGCUUCAAAAUCCUGUGAACUUGAAGAGGCUUUUCAAAUGUGUCGCCGCGUUCUAUAUUGCCAUGUUGUUUGGUCUCAUACCAUCAUGGAUCCGAAUACUGGAACCUGAGACUGUCAUGGCGCCCAUUGCCCUCCUCCUUUUGCAUCCUGCGCGGACUGUGGGUGCUCAGCUGGAGGUGAUCAUAACCGGUCUUGCUGGCGCUUUUAUUGGCGUAGCCUGGGGGCUAGGAACCCUGGCUGCAUUGGGAAGUUACUUCCAAAAUUAUCCAGGAGUCGACAAUCAAGGAUUUGGAAAAGCGGUAGUGGGACUAGGGUCGAUUUUGGUAUUCGUGUUUGGUGCCACGACUAUCAACGCCAAAUAUCCACAUCUACGAAGCUUUUGUAUGAACGGUUGUAUUAUCACCGUCCUCAUCAUUCCAGCAGUAUUUGAUAUGCCCUCCUACCAGCCAGCACCGAUCCUUUCCGCCUUGAAAGGUUAUUGCAUUGGGGCAGGAAUUUCAUUGGUCCUGAAUAUCUUCCCCUGGCCUGAAUUCGCCAAUGAGCAUCUGAAGUCAACAAUGUUCGAUUCAUUCAAUAAAGUCCGCACCUGCCUAGAUUCGGAAGUAUCUCUGUUCCUUUCCUUCCCUGCCGCCUUUAUCGAUCCACCCACACCCAGGAGACGUGCAAGUACGCGGGAUUUGCAGAGGCGGUCAUCCGUGUCUGCCGCUAUGGCUACCUCACAACACCUUGCUGCCGCACGCUCUGCCGUCUCGGAAAUUCAUAAUGCGCGCAAGGAUGCAACUCAUGAGCUUGGCUAUGGUUAUCACGCGCCGCAUUCGCUCCGAGAUUUAGAAAACUAUACGCGAUUAAUGGUACGGCACUUGGGUGGGAUGGCAUCUGGAAUUGCUGGAAUGCAAGAAGUUAUCGAAAGCAAGGAUGUAGCCAACAGUGGUCGUGAUGCCGUGAUAUCCUCUUUGCGGGCUUUCGUGACAUGUAUAGCACCGAAUGUAAGGGACUUGAAGAAGUGUUGUCUAGAUGCUCUGGAGAUGACUCCGGAGAUCUUGUACAGACCAAAGGCUCAACAUUGGUGGAUACGAGCGAGUGAAGAAGGGCAUUCGGACGAUCUUAGCGCUACACGCAAGCGUUUGCAGAAGUCUUUGGAGCAGUACGACGAGGCACAAAAGCUAGCCUUCUCGCAAUGUACUCCUGGAACGACUACUGAUACUAGGACGGCGGCAAACGUUGAGCCCCCUGCUAAAAAACCCCCUACCCCACCGCCACGAACAUACUCUGCAGAAUCACCGACGCACGAUCAUGCGAAGGAUGUAGGAACUGCCGACGACCAAAGUUUCGCUCACUCAACAAAUCAGCUUCCUUCGGCACACACAUCUCGGAACAGCAGUCUAUCAGAGCGGAUUGAGCUGGUACCAUUAAGGACCACUGCAUCUCGUGAAGGAUCAGAUGGCGAUGACGAUUUGAUACCCACUUCUUCGCAUGUGCAUUGGACGAACGAGUUUUAUUCAGUAUGCUUUUUUGCAUUGAGCUUACGAGAGUUUGCCAAAUCUGUUUUGGACGAAUUACGAGAAGCUGAUCGACUCCAUCGCACAUGUGGUAACAGUCGUCGCGUCUUUUGGCCAAGAAGCGGUUGGAUGUCGCGACAUGGUCUGAGGCCCACGGUGAAGGGGAAAAGAAAAGGGAGUUGUAAAUGGAAAUCCCCUUUCACCGCUUUCGUCGAUGGUCUUUACACCUUCCAUACGUUGAUGAAGAGCCCAAACGUGCGGUUCGGUUUGAAGUCUGUUGUAGCUGUCGUUCUCUGCGGCGUCUGGGCUUUUAUCUCUAGCACACGGCCAUGGUACAUUACCCAACGGGGUUAUUGGGCUAUGUUCACAACAGUUGUCGUCAUGAAUCCAACUGUCGGGGCUACUUCGACGACCGCGGUUUAUAGAAUGAUGGGAACUGUCUUCGCUGCAGUCUGGGCAUAUCUAUCGCUUGUGAUCGCCAAUUUGAAUGCAGGAGUGAUCUGUGCAAUGAUGCUACCGAUUACCAUCAUUGGCUUUUACAUCGCUCUUUUCACCAGUCGGCGCUACGCGGGCCUUGUUCUCCUCAUCACGUACUGCACCAUCAUAGUGAUGCCUUUUGAACCAAGAGGAGUUCCCGAAUCCAUAUUGCACCUCGCAAUUGCCCGGACAGUUACUAUAUUUGGCGGCUCCGCCGUCGCGUUAAUAGUUACGUGGGUACUGUUUCCGCGCCUCGCCCGUCGUGAUGUGCGAUUCGGAGUUGCGGCGAUAAUGCGUGACGUGGCGGCUCUCUAUGCCACACAAGUAGGAGGACUCCUUACUCCUCCCACUCCGUCGAGUGGCAGCGGCAAGGUCAACAUAAACACGGAGAUUGAGCAUUUCCUCUCGAAGGCGCAAUCUCGUUUGACUGCAACCCGCCUCAGCAUGACGAUUGCAGCAUCUGAGCCCGAUUUGGAUCGACCGUAUGACAGCGGGACCUUUUGCGAGGUUGCAGAUCGGCUACAAGCACUGAUUGAUAUUUUGGCAGCGAUGCGGGACUCUUUAAAGGCGGAAAUGGAUGAUGAACUGGCAAACGUCCUAUGGUCAGUUGCGGAAGAACGACGAAACCUCGUAGCUGCUCUCGUAGCGGCCUUUCACAUACUCGCAUCCUGUCUGGAAAUGGCAGCACCCCUUCCCGUCCAUUUCCCUCAAGUUGUACCUGCCCGCGAACGCUUACAGGAACGGUUAAAAACUGUGAUGGGCAACCGGCGAUUCUCAUCUGUGUCUGCGUUGUAUGUGCAUGCCUAUGCGUGUACAACGAAACGUAUUGUAACAGAGUGCGAAGGUUUGCGUAAGGCAUUGGGCGGGCUGCUCGGGUGCGGGACCAAGGCAUAGAGGUGAAGCACACACAUAUAAGGCAAUUAUUGGAGCUUACUAAUCGUACCCUAUUUCGAGGACCAAAAUGUAUUAUGCUUUCUCUGUAAAUUUUUAAAACACUGAUCAAAUGCCACACUGCA
This is a messenger RNA of Spizellomyces punctatus DAOM BR117, 3187 nucleotides long. RefSeq lists its product as uncharacterized. Bases 144 to 3065 code for a protein of 973 amino acids. The record is from RefSeq and is a predicted model, not a curated record. NCBI's taxonomy places the organism in Eukaryota, Fungi, Chytridiomycota, Chytridiomycetes, Spizellomycetales, Spizellomycetaceae. The transcript has 6 exons.